AAAAAAGAGGCUUGCAGGGGGCAUAACUAAGAUGGAGGGAAUAUUCUCAAGGUCACCUGAAAUGCCAAAAAUCAAAAUUUUACUCAAUGAUCGAGGUCAGCCUAUUGGUAAAAGUGCUAGACAACUUUCAAGUGCUAUUGGGUGUCAAGUUAGAAAGAAAUUGUCUAUUGCUACCACGGACUGGAGGCUUGUUGAUAUAAACAAGAAGUAUGAGUUGUGGGAGGAUAUAAAGACAUAUUAUGAUGUACAUGCUGCUGCCUUAAACUGGGUUAUGCGCACAGCUGGAAAGAAGUGGAAGCAAUUUAAAGCAUCCAUAAAGCAACGAUACUUCAAUCCUGAAUUGUCUAUAAAAGAAAUUCCAGAAUGUCCUGAUAAGAGGGUUAAUGAUGAUGAUUGGCACUCUAUGUACAACUAUUGGAUGUCUUCUGAAUUUCAGGAUCGCUCAGAAAAAGCUAAAAUAAAUCGACAAAAGCUAAAGAUGCACCAUACAGCCGGCAGUGUGAGCUAUGCAUGUUCACAAUAUGAUUUGGCUGUGAAACUAGGACGUCCUCCACGAAGAGAUGAAAACUUUAUCCAAACCCAUACAAGAAAAAAUGGUGUUCCUACAGAACAGGCAAAACCAAUAAUUGACCAACUUAAUGAUGUUCUUGGAGUAUAUCCAGAGUUAAAGGACCGGUCAAUUCAAGAGGGUGAUGCAUUCUCUAUUGUUUGUGGACCGAAAGAGCCAAAAGGAUAUGUUCGUGUUUUGGGUUUAGGCCCUACUCCUCAAGAUAUUGGCACUCCAGAGUUGAAGUCUUAUACUGCAACAAGACUACAAAUGGAGAUUCUUGCUCGUACAAAGGUUCAAAGUGAGAAGGCUGCUUUAGAAGAGCGUGUACUUGAGCUACAGACUCAAAUUGAGCAAAGGGCUCAACCAGACCGGGCAAGUGAAGAGCCCAUGUCACAUCGCGGCUCUACUUCAUUUCAACAUAAGGUGAUGAGGAACAAGUUUGCUGCUGAGGAUGAGGAAGACAAUGAAGAAUAUUGUGCUUCUGAAGAUGAGGAAUUAGAUGAUGAGGAUGAUCAAAUAUUUCAUCAGAUGCAAGGUGCAAACUCACCAAGAUCUACAAGGCACUUUGCUGAAGCUUCACACUCUAAACAUGAUGAUCUUGUUGGAAAAGAUGUCAUAUUAUAUGCUAUGUUGAGAUCUGAUUUGCCUGUGGCUAAAGGGACAAUUGUUUCUACUAAACCAAGCACCACAGUUGGAGGCCAGAUCCUUGGAAGGCAAUAUUGUGAAGUUAUUGUAACUUGUGUGAUAAAACGAGAUACAGUUUUGCCUCGCCCUUGUGCAAAUGUGGAAACUAUGGCUGAUGCUUACAUGAUGUCAGUUGCAUGGCCGUACAAGAAACUGAAGUUGGUGCAUAAGGCUGCAACACCGUCUAGUGGAGGGUGUUCUGGACAAAGGAAGCUUGUACCUUAAAACAGGAGGAUACAAGAAGCUGGAGUGGUUGUCUGAAGGCUUUUGAACUGCUUGAAGCAUUAGUGUAGCUUUGGUGCUUUUGUGACUGAUCAGCUCUGGAGCAGCUAGAGUGAUGUAGUUGUG
This is a messenger RNA of Zea mays, 1582 nucleotides long. RefSeq lists its product as uncharacterized. Bases 32 to 1459 code for a protein of 475 amino acids. The transcript has 8 exons. NCBI's taxonomy places the organism in Eukaryota, Viridiplantae, Streptophyta, Magnoliopsida, Poales, Poaceae. The record is from RefSeq and is a predicted model, not a curated record.